UGCUGUGUGGGGUGGUGUUACAGGCGGUCCUUUCGUUCUUUAUUUCUUUAGUGCUCUAUGAAAAUAGCUCAUCAAUCUACACAAUGCAGCUAAACCCUGUAUACUUAAUGGAAUAAUAAUUUGAUCUCGACAAGAUGAAGUCAAAUAAAGGUAUUUGAGGUGUUACUGUUAUGUGCUCUUGGUAAUGUUUUAUGACAGCAACACUCAGACUGAAAACAGAACCGUAAUAUACGAAGGAAAACAGACCGACCGUGUCAUGAAUCAAUGUGACGUGCGUGACGGGGCAUGCAGGAUCGAGGCAUCUGAGGAGGGCGGUGGCAAGUGACAUGGACGGAAGGAACCGCUGCCCCACACCCAUCACUCGCACAGCUCGCCAUGCACGUGGGCUGCCUGUGUUAAGUGUUCCCUCAGGAUUCGCAUUCUUUGACACAACAUCUUCAUAUUCGUAAAUAGAACUAUUCCAGUUCCACUCAGGCAGGUACGUAAGCUGCAAACGUUAUUUUCCUCGGCACGGACGAGGACGUGCCCUCGAUGCGGCAUGACCAGGGCCGCGAGGACAGGCUAAAGAGGUACUACUAGUACGGCCUGGCAACUCGAGCGCAGGAAGCGCCCACAUAUGAGAUCACUUAGUACAGUACUGUGAAAACGGUAAAAAUGCAAAGUGGUGUUAUGUUUGGAACUGAGUGACUUACAGUGAGACAACCUUAAAGUGAGCAGUGAAGUGGUUACAUAAAUUGCGUUGAACCUGCCGUGAUUCGUAACUUGAUUAGAACAAUAUCAUAAAUAUUUGGUGAAUUUGAACACAUACAGUGACAACACACGCAGCGUUCACAUCGAUCAUGGCAUUAAUGUAAAGACUAACAACAGUUGUGAUCACGGCUUUCUGCACAACGGUUCAGCGAAAGCUUCCAGCCUUCCACCAAGUGGCGUGUGAAUACCGUGACGUCACAUCCCACAUGUGUCGACCAAAACGUCAGGAUCCCAUGAGGGUGAAGCAGUGAGUACGUGAGUGGAGUCCCAGCGGGCGAGAUGUGGUCGUCGGUGGUGGGCGGGGCCGGCGCGGAGGUGCCCGGCGCGCGCCACAAACACGCCAUGUGCGUUGACCACCCGCACGUGUACCUUCUGGGCGGCCGCCACGGCAACCUGCCCCUCAAGGAUUUCUGGACCUAUGACCUCGUGACGAGGACGUGGCGGGAAGUACGCGAGGACCAGGGGGAGCGGCCGCCGUCCCUGCAGCAACACACCAUGGUGCGCGCCGGGGACUGUCUCCUUGUGUUCGGUGGGGAGCUCUGCAUGUCCAACGAGACCCCGCUCUGGCUCUAUCGGCCACAGACGAAAGUGUGGCAAAAGUGGAGACCAGAGCGUAGCAGACGAGGAAUGGGCUGCGGCGUGGGUCAUAACUCUCGGCGAGGGGGCAGCGCGGGGCCAACGGGGAGACGUGCCCACACUGCCCUCAUGGUUGGAGAGAACAUGCUGGUGUACGGCGGCUACCAGGACCUACGGGGCUCCUCCGCCGAGCUGUGGAGCUUCAAUACACAGGAAGAGACCUGGAGCCCCGUGGCGUCCCGUGGGGAGCAGCCCGCCCCGCGCCACGCCCACUCUGCCGUGCUGCACGACGACGCCAUGUGGGUGUAUGGCGGCAUGACGGACCUGCAGGAGCGCAACGACUUCUGGCGCUUCGAUACAGUGGGAAAGACCUGGACUCAGAUAAGGUCACGCCCCAACCCUGGGUACCUGCACUCCCACGUGGCCGCCAAGCUUCACUCCUCCAUGGUGGUGUUCGGCGGGGAGCGGCAGGGCGAGGUGCUCAACGACCUGUGGCGGUAUCACUUCGCUACCGGUGUGUGGGAGCGGCUUGUGUCCUCCGGAAUUAAGCCUCAGCCCAGAUCUCAGUUCUGUUCCUUCGUGGCUCCAUCUCACCACACCAAGGGACCGCGCUUCCACACGCCAUCCCGCGCAGGCUCCUCCUCCGCCGCAAGUAGCAGUAGUGGCUACAGCAGUUCCCACAGUCAUGAUUCUUAUCGCACCAGAAGAGUCCACCCUGAUGAUUCCCUGGGCCCUGGAGGCAUGUCCAAAGGUACUGGCGGAACCACAAGAAUGUCCAGUGCGAAUACAAAAUGUUCUUGUCAGGAGUGCAUGGAGGAGGACGAGGAGGAGGAAUUGGAUCCCAGUCGCCUCCGCUCACUCAUUCAGAAGAACUGCACCAACGCCUCCACCACGCAACUCAAGCUGUCCAUUUCGAAGUUUUCUCAGUUGAACUUAUCUCACCUAGGCAAAUACUACAGCUAUAGCAUGCUCAGCAAUGACAGCACUGAGAGCAUCGUGGAGGAGUCCCUUGCAAGCACGUGCGACAGUCUCGGCAGCAAGAUCGUCAAAUCCCAGAGCAUCCACCUGAUGGGCAAGGAUAAGGAAGGGAGACCCGAUGGAAUGCCGACUGGUUUAACAAGAGACAUAGUUUCUGUGCCAAAUUUUGGUGAUUUGAAAGAUGGUGACGGGGAAGGUCCAGCUUCUCAGAUGCCAGUCAAUCACGUCAAGGUGAUUACGGUGCUGCCGGCGGAGGGCCAAGCUGAAGCCAGCCUGGAGGAUGAUCCUGCUGACUUAGUAGCAGACAUCAAAGGUCGUCUGGCCUUCACUCAAGAAGACAACAUCCGAUCAGCAGACACCAGCAUUAGUGAAAACCUCAUGUCCUUCUCCUGUACCACCGACAGCAACCUCAGUAGUAACACUAACCUCUUCGGCUCCAUCAGCAAUCCUGUUGGCGGACUCAGUAGCUUUUCGAACCCAAACUAUGUAGGGUUUGAUCCAACACAGGAAAGCAGUGGUGGGCUGCUGAGCCAGGAUUACUGGCGCACUGGUGCCCUAGAUCUGGAGAGCCUCAGACACAAGGAAUUCGCCGAAAUACUUAGGACACCGCCAGACUCCGGCAUUGGCUUGGGUGUGGAAAUGGAGCGACGCACUCCACUCGAUUUUAAGUUCACUCCCGUGGAGGACUUUGUAACCUUUGACAACCAGACGGCGCGGUUCAGCAAGACUCACACUGAUGAUCACCAACCCUCUAGGACAAAUGGCGCUGCCGACAAGUCUUCUGCUGCUCCUUCCUCCAGAGUAACCUUCUCGUCAGGCCAACCCAAGAGCGGCUCUGGAGGAGGACAAGCGGGUGGACAUUCAGGCGAGAGGGACAGGGAACCCCCGCCACCUCGUAUCAACCCUUUCUUGAGGGAGGAGUCUACACUGGAGCCCAACGCGCCCAGUGCUAUGUAUAUUGUUGGUGGGAAGGAAAUGGACCAGAUGACGGCCUUCAAACGACCGAUAUCAGUAUGGAAACUUGACUUGCCGUUUUAAUGGGCGGAGUCGCUAGGGUAGCAGUGUUAUUGAGGCCGUGAUCAUGUAAUAUAGAGUUGCCUUCCAUCCAUUACAGAGAUGCAUUUUGUACAAAGAAUAUGAGGAAUCACAUUCAUUCCAAGCUUAAUCAUUCCCAGGAUAAACAUAUACAUAUAUUUUUUCCUCUUAGGUAGACGCCUGAAUGAGUAAUAUAUUUCUCACAUAUGAACGUGCGUAAUACGUAUAUCUGUCCAGGUAUCCCGUCCUGUGCUCGCGUAGCUUCAAGUCGCUAUGUAUUUCCGUCAGGAGCAGUUUAAUGUUAAUCCUCAACAUUUAGUCUCGAUGCUGUGGACCUCGUUCACCUGCAAUGUUUUAGUGCUUAUCUUUUUUGCAUGUUUGAUAGUUCUAUUGUGCAUCAGUUACUGGCAGCCUCCUGGGCGUAUCAGUUAUUCCUUAUCCUUUGCGCCACGUGAUCAUUCGUUCCUCUGCUGAUAGGGCAGGAGUCAGGAACGAGUCGGUGCAAGGCAGGUAAUGGCCUGGCAGCACCUGAAAGCCGAGGCAUUGAAUUCACAUCUUUAGUCAAACUCUCCCUGCUGCUUCCAGCCACAAUGUUUGAUUUUCUUUACAGAACAUUCGUAUGUUGUGAUUCACCUUGAAAUCAAACACCAAGUUAUAAUACCUGGCAUGCUGCAAUUUUGUUUAUCAUAAGCCAGGGUCUAUACGUUUGCAGCUUGUGACUGUUGCGGUGGCAGCAGUGAGGUGAGAGGAGGUAGCUUGGAGGAGCCCCGGGCUUUCACUGCAGAAUAAGGAAAGGAAUCAGGCCAGUCAUAGCCAGUAUCUAGUCCAUUUGCUUUUAUUGUAUACUUUGUUGUGUUUAUGGAAUGAUUAUAUUAUUCAUUAUUAUUUUAGAAAGCACCAUUAGUGUUCUGGGGAUGUUGUUAGGUCAGCCCCAAACAGGUAUGUGCCAAAGAGAAGCCGUGUGUGGGGACGGACAGAGGAGUCGUUGCCUGUACAGCGGUGUUGUAGCGGCGGCAUGCUCGUGUGUCUCAUUCUUCAGAGAAUACGAAAUGAUAACAAAGAAACAGGAACAAGGAGUGCUGGCAUUGUAUUAUUGUACAGUAUUAUGGUAUAGGUAUUCCGAUUAUACUGUGGUAACGAACUUCGUCCAAACGGAAGCCAAGUAAAGGCUGGCUAUAGUGAAGGGCGGUACGGUGGUGCUGUGUGUGCGUGCAGGACUGGCUGGAUCUGCUGUCUGUUGUGUGCUGUUUGCUGGAUUGUAUGGAUGUGUAUGUACAUGUAAAGUGUUUUGAUCACUGCCUGAUAUUUUGUUCCCUGAUAUUAUUUCCGUCUUAAACCACACACUCUUUGUUUACCUGUUGAGUCUGUCGCACUGAUAAGAUGAUGUGUGGUAGGUGUGUGACUGAAAAAAGUUUAUAAAAAAUUUGUGUACCAUACUUUAGGACUAAAUGCCUAAUCAAAGUG
Messenger RNA from Portunus trituberculatus (swimming crab), 4803 nucleotides. Its product is annotated as tip elongation aberrant protein 1-like. The transcript has 7 exons. The record is from RefSeq and is a predicted model, not a curated record. Lineage: Eukaryota; Metazoa; Arthropoda; Malacostraca; Decapoda; Portunidae. Bases 1030 to 3342 code for a protein of 770 amino acids. Gene Ontology annotation, cellular component: Golgi apparatus. Gene Ontology annotation, molecular function: protein binding.